AACCAAAACCAACCCUUCUUUCCUUAUUCACACACAAACAAUGGCUUCUAAUCUUUUAAUCCUCACUCUCAUCUUCUUCAUUUCUUCAUUGUCUUCAACUGCAACAACCAACCCUUCUUCCCUCUCAUCAUCACAUGUUUCUCAUGCUUUGAAAAAAACCGGUCACAAGAUGAUCAAUGAACUCAAUUUGCACCCGAAUCGUGAAGUCAACAUCUUAAAGUCAAACGCCGAUUCUUUGGACGAUGAACUUAAAGUUUCUGAAUCCGGACUUGCUGAGAAACGGUUAUCGUUAUCGGUGCUUGGCGAUUCUGGUGCAACCGUUGCAGACCUGGCUCAACACGCGGGAUAUUUUCGUCUCCAACAUACAAUAGAUGCAAGGAUGUUCUACUUUUUCUUUGAAUCAAGAAAAGCCAAAGCUGACCCGGUGGUCAUAUGGCUAACCGGAGGACCAGGGUGCGGUAGUGAGUUGGCUUUGUUUUACGAAAAUGGUCCUUUUAAGCUAACCAACAACUUGUCUCUUAUCUGGAAUGAUUAUGGUUGGGAUAAGGUUUCCAACAUUAUUUUUGUUGACCAACCAACCGGGACUGGCUUUAGUUAUAGUUCUAGCGAUCAAGAUAUUCGCCACGAUGAACAUGGCGUUAGCAACGAUCUCUACAACUUCUUACAGGCAUUCUUCAAGGCCCAUCCUGAUUACAUCGAUAACGAUUUCUACAUCACGGGAGAAUCAUAUGCCGGACACUAUAUUCCAGCUUUUGCUGCUCGGGUUAACCGUGGAAACAAGAACAAAGAAGGGAUUCAUAUAAACUUAAAGGGAUUUGGAAUCGGAAAUGGGCUAACCCACCCUGGAAUCCAGUAUCAAGCCUACACAGAUUAUGCUUUGGCUAAUAAUCUGAUCUCAAAAUCAGAUUACAACCAAAUAAACCAAAGACUUCCAGCUUGUGAACAAGCAAUCGAACAAUGUGGUGCAACAGGUUCAGACAUGUGUCAACCUGCUUAUAGCUUUUGCCAGCAAAUUUUUGAGGAUAUACUAUCAUUAACUGACAACGUAAAUUACUAUGAUAUAAGGAAGAAAUGUGAUGGGAGCUUGUGUUAUGACUUCUCAAACUUGGAAAACUUUUUAAGCAAAUCAUCGGUUAAAAAAGCAUUAGGGGUACCAAGCAGUCUAGAUUAUGUUUCAUGUAGUGAUUUAGUGUUCCGGUCUAUGCUUAAUGAUUGGAUGAGAAAUCUUGAAGUUGAGAUUCCAGCGCUAUUGGAAGACAAGAUUCAAUUGCUUGUGUAUGCAGGAGAAUAUGAUCUUAUUUGUAACUGGCUCGGGAAUUCGAGAUGGGUUCAUGCCAUGUCAUGGUCUGAUCAAAAAGAUUUUAUUUCAGCUUUAAAUGUUUCGUUUAUAGUCGAUGGAAAAGAAGCUGGCAUUUUAAAGAAUCAUGGGCCUUUGACUUUUAUUAAGGUUCAUAACGCUGGACACAUGGUUCCUAUGGAUCAACCAAGGGCUGCAUUAAAGAUGUUGGAGUUGUGGACCACAGGGAAGCUACUUCAACCCAACAAGGGUGUGGGUGCGGGUGCGGGUGCACCUGUUUGAUUGUUUUGUAGAUACUCAAGAAAAUAAAAAUUAUAAAAAGCUUCCGUUUCGUUAUAAAGAUCCAUGUACUGUAGAAGAUAUUUGCAUUAUAUGUGUAUAUGAAAGCAAGAAAGAAAGAUAGAAAAAAGUUAAAACUUUA
Helianthus annuus (common sunflower) is the source of this 1718-nucleotide messenger RNA. Its product is annotated as serine carboxypeptidase-like. The transcript is spliced from 6 exons. Gene Ontology annotation, molecular function: serine-type carboxypeptidase activity. Gene Ontology annotation, cellular component: vacuole. NCBI's taxonomy places the organism in Eukaryota, Viridiplantae, Streptophyta, Magnoliopsida, Asterales, Asteraceae. Gene Ontology annotation, biological process: proteolysis. The record is from RefSeq and is a predicted model, not a curated record. The coding region runs from base 41 to 1579 and encodes 512 amino acids.